AUGGCAGUGGCCACAGAGGCUGCUGUUCGGUGCAAUCUGUAUGGGGAAUAUAUCCUCACUCCCCUGCCGGACUGCUUAUUCCUGAAGGACGUUAAAACUAAGAAAGUGCUAUUCAAAUGGCCGUACUGUUACAUAAGGAAGUUUGGACAAGACAUGCUGUCUUUUUCCUUUGAAGCUGGUCGCAGAUGUGAGUCCGGCGAGGGGAAUUUCGAGUUUGCAACCCAUCAGGGUGAAAGACUGUUCAAUGUUGUCAGUGCAGCCAUCCAGAAUAUACCCAGACCCUCCACAGCGAAGCCAAUCAGCCCUGACUAUGUAGAACAAAGUAUAGUUCAAGAAACCACGGGCAUGGAUGAAACGUACGAUUACACCAUAGGUAGUCAAGCAUCUGACUUUUUACCUGAGGGGAAAAUGCAGGAAGUGCCUAAUCAUUCAUCAAAAAUGCUCAACCCCUUUUGGAGGAGCUUUUCUUUGAAUGCAGUUGAGCCACAAAGUGAAAGUCAAGUGACGAGCAUCGACACAGACCUUGAGGAUCAGGAACCCGUCUAUGCCACUGUGUCAAAAGCUCAGCUGAAAGCCGCUUCCCCUACAGACCCUAAAAUGCACUGGCAAAACCUGAGAAAAGCUAUCCAGCAGUCUGCGUCUUUCCAAGACUCUUUCAAGACCGACGCUGACAUUUCGCAGUUGUCUGAUUUCGCGAUCCCCCGGGAAGAGGGUGACUUGUUGGGUGAUUCCAUCCAGCAAUUAGCAAUUAAUGACGCAUUACAGGACACCAGUGCAGAAGCAAUUUAUGCAGAUCCACAGGACUUCCAAGCCAGAGCUGAGUGGAUUGUCAGUGCUACGUACGAAGAACCGGAGGAGGUCAUUAAGGCUAUUCAAAGAUCUCAUGAUGGGGCAGAGCACCUAGCUGAGCAUGACUCCUUCUACAGCCCUGACAUGGGCACUACACAGGCCAUGGCUGCCCCCUCCAACCCAGUCCAAAGUUCAGAUGGUUUGUUCUCAACUUCUGACAAUUUCAGGUUGAAGGGAUGGCAAAUGUAAUAUAGCAUGUUCAUUCCACAAUCAAAAUCAAG
This is a messenger RNA of Sinocyclocheilus rhinocerous, 1070 nucleotides long. RefSeq lists its product as uncharacterized. The coding region runs from base 1 to 1038 and encodes 345 amino acids. Gene Ontology annotation, cellular component: cytoplasm. Gene Ontology annotation, biological process: cell surface receptor protein tyrosine kinase signaling pathway; positive regulation of MAPK cascade; Ras protein signal transduction. The record is from RefSeq and is a predicted model, not a curated record. NCBI's taxonomy places the organism in Eukaryota, Metazoa, Chordata, Actinopteri, Cypriniformes, Cyprinidae. The transcript has 2 exons.